GAAAUAACUUUAUUUUUUAUCCUACUUUUAAAAGAAAAAGCCAGGUGUUCCAAAUGGAAAGCAUAUGGCCUCUAGCUAGGAAGCAGUAUGUAGUUUGUUGCACAGGAUCACAAUCUGGACUUUUGAAACUGAAGCAAAUUAAAGUUACGUCUUACUGAAGCUCCCAGACUCUGACCAUAGAUGUUUCACUGGUGUUCCUCUGCCUAGCUGCAGCUUCUAGACAGCACUUCUGUGGUGAGUGGUCUUGUACCAUAUUACUAAGGGAUGCUGCCAUACACUUGUUUAGACUAUCUAGGUAGGAUUAGUUUCUCUGGGGAUUUUUGGUUUUUUUUUGGUUUUUGGGGUUUUUUUGUUAUUCUCACUGCUGUAAACUACCUCUUUUGGCCAUUUCUGAGUUCUGUAGUAGAACCGGAGAGCUGGAGACUGUCUGUUUAAAUUCAUGUUUCCAUCACUAGUCCUGAGAGUAAGGACUUCAGCAGGGUGGUUGCUAAACAACAGCUUCCAUAAGAGAAAGUAGAGGAAAACCAAAACCUUAUUCCAAAACAUUACUGCAUGCAGCAAAGCUUGUCUUCAGUGUACUUCUCUCCAAAAUCUAGAGGAGGUAUGUCUUGCAGUUAUCCUGGAUGUGAAUGAUUGUGGAAGUUAGACCAAUGUAAACCUAUUGAAUUAAUUAUAGUGAGCAGUUCUAGAAAUAGUUUAAUUUUCUAUUUCCUGGUAAGUCACUCAUUCCUGGAAGGAUCAGUAUGCCUUUCUCCAGAGCAGCAGUGAGCCAUGCUGUAAUAUAAAGUAGCCUCUGCUUUUCUAGAAGAUGAAGGAGACAUUUGAUUUCUAUGUAACAUUUUCUACAGUCUCUUGUAUUUCACUUUGGAAUAAUUUUGGAUUUUGUCUUGGAAUUACUAUAACGGAAAUGCAUAGAAAGCUUCACCAAUGAGCUCAGAAAAUUUUUGUAGUGGAUGAGGCCUGGGUAGGAAGAACAAAAGGAGUAGACUUGCUUUCUUGGUCCUUUUAGAAGAGGCUAGCCCAAGCAUGCAUGGCAUUAAGGAUAUUAUUUAAACCUGUUUUAUUUUAAGAAAUGUUCACAGCUAUUGCUAAUAAAUACCAAGAUGAGGUGUUCCCCGCUGAAUGAAACCAUCUUCGUAUUGGCUGCUUUUCCAUUAAUAUGACAACAGCCCAUACACUAACAAAGGUGGCUGUUGUCCUUACUUUUGAUCACUGCAAACAGCCAAGGGGUGUAGAUGGCAUUCUUCUGGGAACCUUCAAACAGGAGUAGUUUGUUCCAGAGUAACAGCUCCUGGCCAUCACACAGGCGUGAAUUUUACAAAGCUGAAAAUGCUGUGUUUAGCAGGAUGGCCUCCUUAGGUUUCAAGAGAAGCAAACUCUCAGUUUAAGGCUUCCCAUACUGAUCUGUGCUGGCACAUUGAAUCCCUUGUUUUCAGAAAUUACCACUUCAGUAGGUGAUUGUGAUAUAGCACUUUCACUGUUAGGAUUGCAAGGCCCUGAAAACCCAACCACACAACCACCAGCUUCCCGGAAAGGAGGCGGGAUUUUAUUUUUUUCCAGUAAUAGCUUUUUUUCAUUGCUUUUUUAUGUAUGCAAAAGUAUGUUUGAAAUAUUUUUCCUUAAAUUGUAUUUAUACUGUGCUACAUAGUAUUACUUCUUUAUACACAAUCCAUCUUCUCAAAUAAGCAGAAAUCUAACAGCAUCUAGGUUGGCAGUGAUGACUUGAAGGUUAUGGGUAGAACUGGGGACUGAGAAAGGUAUUAAAGCUGAAACAGAAACGUUCAUUGUGCAUUUAUGUAACUACAAGUUUGGUUGCUGUUUCAGAGACAUUGCAAUCAAUUGAAUGGUCUGUCUUUACUCUUUCUGUCAAGAAAUCAAGGUGGAUUUCUAAUUGAGAAUACAGACUGUUAAAACAAAAAAGGUAGGAGAUUAUGUUUUUUGCAGGUUUUUUUUUUAUAGGCUUCCUCUGUACAAAAAAUAAACGAGAAGGUGCUCUCCUCCUUCUAGAAGAAAUUCAGAAAGUGACUUUGAAGAUCUGAAGUCCACAUCUUAGCUGGCAAAGUAGGUAUCACUGUCUCUGAGCUGCCUAAGCUAAAUCAAGAGUGAGGUAUGAUAGCAGUGGGAUAACAAGGGAUCAGGCACGGAUCAUUAAAAAAGGGACUUGGGAGUAGAUUAAAACCCCACACCCUACGAUCAAAGCAGAGGCUGAAUGGACCCAGUUUGUUACGUUGCAAGGCCUUUGGGCUGGUUGGGGGCCACGCUGAAGUUGAUAGAAAUGUUGGUUUAGAAACGACAUGACUGUGUGCACGUGGCUUGCUAGUAAAAUUGCAUGUUAGAGCUCUGGAGCCUUAUGCAUGAGAGGGAGAAACCCAGCACAUAUGAGUUUGUGGUUUUGAAAAGGUGUAUGUCUUGGUUCAUAGCAUGCCAGUGCUAUAGAGCUAUAGUCAGGCCACAUAUUACAUAUCACAAUGCAGCUGGGAUGUUGCUUUUGUGAUGGGUGGGUAGGUUUAGAAAAGAAGCUGAGAGUUACCUUAUCUUGAGCUAUCUUCUCUACCUUGAAGCAUCUGGGAAACUGAAUUUCAAUAAUUUGUAUUUUGAAACUUAUGUGUUCUGAAGUUUCCUACAAAAUAGCAACAUUGAGGGGAAAAAAUUACGAUGUUUUGGAAAUAGAACAUCAUAUUUUCAAAAUCACAUUUGUUCUUUGGUAGUGCUGCAAAAUGUGGAAUAUGUCAAGAUUAUCUGAAGUCGGGAUGUUCUUUGAUGUAAGAUCUUUGUGUAUUUUCAAACCUAGUCAGCCGUCUGCAACCUUCACUGGGUACUGGCAUGAGGAAAAGCAAUUAAGGACAUAUUGAUCUCUGCGCCAAUUUCAAAAUCUACCCUCGGGAGUCUGACCUACUUUGGACUAAGCUUGUUCAUUGGCAGUCUCCUCCCUGCUCCCAAAAGUAGCUGCAUCAACAAGGACACUGCUGCUUUGCCAGAUGAAAGUGGGGAGAUAUUGAUGUCCCCCAGGCUGGAUGGAGCCCACAGCUGGUAACACUUAGGGGGAUGCAUUAGUUCUGGGCAGAUACACACAGCUGCCUUCAUACCAUACAUUCUCAGCCCAACCCAGAGCCGGAACCUGCUAAUAGAGGACCUGGAAAAAGCUGGGCAAAACCUUUUUAUUUAUUUUUAGAUCUGUCAGGACAGAUCUAGCCUGGAGUCCUAGAGAGACUGUAACUAUGGUGUAAUCUGCAAGGCCUUUGCUUUUUGGAGUCAUUUACAAAAAGGAAACAGAUGAAGGCAGCAGCUUUUGCCUCCAAGUUGAAACAAGGUACUGCAGAUGUUUCUACAAAGAGAGCAGAGGCACUGGGCAGGAGAAGGCUGCUCAAUGCAGGGGGCUGGCUCUACAUCACCACAACCUGCCCCAUAGUCCAGACACCAGUCCACUGCAGAUGGACAGCACAGGCUGUACAGAUGACAAAAGAAAGGUGUACAGUUCUCAGUCACCCUAGAGCUGUCCUGCAUGGAUCUCUCCCUCCCUAGCACCUGCCAGUCCUUUUUCUAUUUCCUUCUGGGAGGCUUCCUCCUGAAGCAAGAAAGGAUUUGAUCUCUUUUUGCCCCAAGAACUGCAACACAGCAGUAGCCACAAGUGAGAUGCUUUUUCUCAUGUAAAGCAAAACCCCAACUUGAAUGCAGCCCAUCCUGUCAAAAUUCCUUUGAUUUUCCUGCAAUUUUUCCAGAUGGGAGAAGGAAAGUAAGGAGUGCAUUUCCCUGCCAGAAUUGUUUGUUAGGAAUCAAAAUGACUGCAACAUCUACUGGGUUAUUAUUUUAUAUUAUUACAUAUAUGAAUAAGAGUAUGCGUAUGAGUCUAUAUCUGGGCUAUAUGGGGGAUGCUGAAUUUAAGCGGCAAAUACCUCUCCCUCACCUUCUUCCAUCUGUGUAACAUUAAACUGUCAUGUAUCAUUAGAAGUUGGGCUGUUAGAGGCACCUUAUGAUUGAAUGCUUGAGGGGUAACUGUAUUCUGUCUCUGAUAUCCUGGGAAAAAUCUCCAAUAAUCCGUUUCCUCUGAACUGGGAUGUAACAAUAAGGAGGAAAAACUUAAGUUCUGCCCACUACUAAAAUUCAUAAACUUUACAGGUUCUAGGUCUGAAAAUAAUAUGAUGAAGCAGAUUGGACCUCUAGUAACACUGCCAGAAAUGAGCAAAGCACAGGGUGAAAGAAACCAGAAAUCCUGCUCACUAAUACAAUGGACUAUUCAGGGGCAGGGGGGAAUCAAACAUGCUCUGUCUACCUACCCUUGCCUGAGUUUGAACUCUGUUAUUCAUGAAUCAUGUACAAAUGGAAGCUUGAAGGGCAAGAAGUAGUGCUGGGCUGACAGGAAGAGCACUGGAAUGUGAUCCAGGUUGUGUAGCCUCUCUCUAUCACUGGCCUCAGGUGACCUUGGGCUUUUGACUCCCAGUGCCUCAGUUUUCCCAUCUACACAGUAAAUUCUGCUCUUCAUAAAGGGCUACUAGCAGGGAGGAUGAGGGGAGCUGUCUACACUUAGGUAAAUAUGGUUUUGCUGGUUCAUUUUAUCUAGAAAUACAGUGUGACAAGGGAAAGGCAUCCAAAAUUUGCAGAGGACAGAGGUGAGGCAGGCUGCGGCAGCCAGGCAAGAACUUUCCCAUCAGACUUUUGGAAAGCAGCUUAUCCGCGAAACAGCUUGAGACUCAGCCAGGCCCCAGACCUGAGAGCAGCCAGUGGGCAAGUACAGAGGUGGAGCUUGCACUGAGGCUGUUUGUUAGAUAUAAAAUGCUUGGAUGGGUCAGUGCUGACCACAGCACCCGGGAAGUGGUGAGAGGAGCUGUGCAGAGAGCAGCACUGGCCAUGGGGACAGCAGCCCCAGCCCUUUUGGUACUGCUCAGCCUAAGAGUGACUAUUUGUGAUGCUGAAGACACCUGCUCAGAGGUGAGAAUAGUGGGACUGCGUGAUGCUGACCGACUUGCCAUUCUUCAAGGAUGUCCAGGGAUCCCAGGCAUCUCUGGCCCAAAAGGAGAAGCAGGUCUCCCAGGAACAAAAGGAGAAACGGGAGACCAGGGAUUACCUGGGAAAGCAGGACCACCUGGUGCAAAAGGAGCAGCUGGAGAGCCUGGCUUCCCAGGACUGAAAGGAACAAAAGGAGAGCCUGGAUUUCCAGAAAUAUGGGAACCAGGGAACUGCCAAGAACUGUUGGCCAAAGGGAAGAUUUUGAGUGGCUGGUACACAAUCUACCCCCAAGACUGCAAUGCCACCACCGUCUUCUGCGACAUGGACACGGAUGGUGGGGGAUGGAUUGUUUUUCAGAGGCGCUGGGAUGGGUCAGUGAACUUCUUGAGAGAUUGGGAUUCGUACAAAAGAGGCUUUGGCAACCAGCUGACAGAGUUCUGGAUGGGGAAUGACAACAUCCACUUCCUCACCUCUCUGGGACCCUGUGAACUCCGCGUUGACCUCAGAGACUUUGAGAACAACUACUAUUUUGCCAAGUAUGCUUCAUUCAGAGUUUUAGGAGAGUCAGAGAAAUACAGACUGGUUCUAGGAGACUUCCUUGGUGGAAACGCUGGGGACUCUUUAUCGUAUCACAGGGACAUGCCAUUUUCAACAACAGAUCAGGACAAUGACAUGAGUUCCUUCAACUGUGCCACAGAAUACAAGGGAGCAUGGUGGUACAAUGACUGCCAUUACUCCAACCUGAAUGGCAUGUACUGGAUGGGUGCGCAUGGGAGCUACGCUGAUGGCAUCAACUGGAAGACAGGUAAAGAAUACCACUACUCCUACAAGCGAACGGAAAUGAAGUUCAGGCCAGUUUAACAUGGUGACAGGGUGCCUGACUAGAUCCAAGAGGUGCCACUCACCCACCAAGAAAAGACACAAAACAAUGUUGUUUGGGGACAAAAAUGGACCAGAAAGGAUAUUACAGGUUGUGCCUUCUGACUAGAGCAGGAUGUUUGAAGCCAGAAGAUAUCUGUAUCAGGUUUGAGCUCCUGUAAGCACCUGACCCUCUCUCACCCUGACUACCUUCAGCAGCCCCACUGAUGCAGACUGAGCCCAAGCACCUUCUUCUGAAAAGUGUGUUACCUUGAUUUAAAGACCAGGUGCACCUCAGUAAAGCUCUCUGAUGUUAUUACUUAAAUGGUAAUUACUGCUAAGCUCCAGUAUAAUCCAUGUAUGUGAAGACUCCAAUAUGCAUGCAGCCUCUUUCUACUGGACCCAAGAGCCAUGCAAAAGGCACUCAAUUCCUGACCCAUCCCAAUCUCCCUGCGGGCUGUGAUGGAGCCACAACAUAGAACAGCAUGGAAAAGACUGAGCUUCCAGCACAGCGCUGUCAGCACUACCAGUUUCCCCCUUCUUUCCCCACAUGUUCCAGGACCUCAGGUGGGACCCCAGCUCCUGGAACCACAGCAGAGUUGCUCAGCACUUCCCACCAGGACACAGCUGCAGCUGGGCCCAGAGCCAUCUUUAGCCAUUCUUCCAGGGCAUGUUUCUAGAUCUCAUUAGCUGCUGUGGACCAAGAGCUGUAUGCAAAACAGCCUGUUCAGCAGCACAUGUGGUACCAAGACACAGUACACAUGGUACAGCAGUUCCAAGUCAAGCCUUGCACAUGUGGUCAUCAUGAACAGUGCCAGUACCUUCCACUUUAUCUUGUUUCCAGUAGUGUUUGAGGGUGAGCUAUCUGCUGGUGGGUGGACACAGUUCACCUGGUUCACGUAUUGCAUUUGACUAGUAGCAGAACUGGGUCUCUUCUUCCUGCAUUUGUGCUGCUGGACUCCUCGCCACAGCUGACAGAGGAGAGCCAAGUACUAACUCUUCACUGCAGGAAUAGACAGAGACAGCAGAAAUAGAGUAUUUCUUUGUGUUAUGUUUCUAAUGGUCCCAGGUUUAUUGCACUGUAUAUUGCACAGAUAUGUAGGAAGGGCAGCUCCAGCCCUACAAGACAGAAUCCAAACCUUGUGGGUGAGAAAAGUGAGGAGGUCACUCAGCCCGCCACAGCAGUGGUAAGAAACAGUGUGCUAAGAAAUAAACCUGAGCGUUUGCAUCUCCCCACUCACUAGGUCCUGUCUCAGUUUACUUCUUUUCAGUUACACAAGAAAGAGUGUGUCUGAGCAGAGAAGUGCACACUGAAAGCCCCAUAGUUACUUUUCCCUCUCCAGGAGCUCUGUCUUGUUUUUC
Molecule: messenger RNA, 7164 nt
Organism: Pyrgilauda ruficollis (rufous-necked snowfinch)
Lineage: Eukaryota; Metazoa; Chordata; Aves; Passeriformes; Passeridae
Product: ficolin-1-like
Exons: 9
Coding region: 4771-5805 (344 amino acids)
Source: RefSeq, a predicted model, not a curated record